AUGAAGCUCUGGCAUCGAGGCUUUCUGGUUGGCUGUCUCGCAACCCUCCUUGGAGCCGUCAAGAGGCCCAACCUAAGGCUUGGGCCGGAUGUCCGUCCUGGUGAUGGGCCGGGCUUUGGGCACUCCCACACACUGAUCUCCCUCUUGGAGACGCACUCGGCUCUCUCUGACGAAGUGAAGAGCGAUAUCCAGGACCUGUUCUCCGCCGUUUCUGCUCAGUCCAUCCCAGACGUCAGGCAAUUUGACCGCUACAUAAGCUCCCUCGCAACUGCCCUGGUGUCUCUGUCAGAGAAGGUGGGAGCACCCUACUUACAGGACCCUCUGAGUCAGAUUCUGAAGGUCAUCGACAAGACGCUCAAACCGGGCAUCUUGGACCAGCAUGCGGCUACGGAGCAGGCCAUCGCGCGUGCAGAUCAGGGCGUCCUGGAUUGUUACCAUACGCUAUGGAGAGGCCUGAAUGCCUCCAAUGCCAUCCGUGACUCCUUGGCAGGCAAGAGCCAAGCUAUCAAGUCCUGCUACAGCUCUGUGGCAGCAGCAUCGGAUGGCGUUGCCGCAGCGCUAGUCAGUCUCCCAAGGUUGUUGUCUACUCGCGCAUCCGACUGCGAGAAUCUACUCGCAGCAUCUGACGUCAGUAAAGCUCCUCUUCAAGCUUGGGCAACCAGCUGUGACCAUCAUGAUAGCCCAAGUGUGGGCACUUAUCUCAUGAAGCAGCUUAUGCACUGGGAGGAGCUCCUGCAGCAAUACGACGACACUGAGAAGCGCUGCAAGGAGUCAACUCAAAGCUAUGAGACGCAGGUCGUGAGGUACAACUCGAUGAAGAGCCGUCAGAGCGAUGGAGCAGAUUGUCGGCCCCUUCAAGCUGACAUGGAUGCAGCAGCAUGCAAACAGGCGCUGGAUCGGAUCGAAUCUUGCCAGACCUAUAGCAGCUGCAUGAACGAGAGCAUUGGCGACCGAAGGGCCCUCCAUGCGUCACAGUGCAAGGUUGAAGUGACCCUGAAGGCACAGUGGUAUGCCUUAGAGUCGAUGAAGUGCUUGCUGGAAGCAUAUGAAGACCACGGAGGUUCUGAGGAUUUGGUUUCGAGAUUUGCCACCUGCAAGUCCCGUGACCCUGAAAGCUACAAGCUCCAGUUCCUCUCGCUGCGUGGCUGCCAUGCCGUUGAGGCCGAUCUGGCGGAUGCACUCGCCUCCGCGAACGCGAACUCGACGACUUCGCGGGAGUGUGCCGUCACCAAGGAACCACAGAAUGAUCCGUCGCUCGCCGGUACUGCUGCUUAUGCGGCAACAUACUACCGUGGCUUCGAGGCAACGAAAUGCACUGCGAAGUGCUGCUCGCAGCCGCCAUACGUAACGUCCACAACGACAACCACGUCCACAACGACAGUGUCCACAACGACAACCAGCACAGCAGUGUGCAAUGCCACAACCGUCAACAUGGAGCGCACGAAGCAGGGCAGUUGUACAAAGCUCACAGACGGCCGCCCAAGGUGGGUCGCUGGGCUCUCACCAGCACCAGGCACCCCAGAAGAAGCUCUUAAAGAAUUUGGACUCGCCUUGGCCAUCAAGUCUGCGAAGGUGAUGAACACAUCGAAGUUGGAAACUCCUGAAACGGAGAUCCCACAUGUGGUAAUGGAUGCCGACAAGAAGUUGACAGUCUACUUCAAGCACCCGGGCAGCUGCGAUGAACAGCGUCGGGUGUUGGAGAAGGUUCUUCCAGCUGGCAGGAGCAUCAAGAUGCACCGCUGCAGGGGCACUGACGACUACUUCGUCUGA
Molecule: messenger RNA, 1770 nt
Organism: Symbiodinium natans
Lineage: Eukaryota; Dinophyceae; Suessiales; Symbiodiniaceae
Source: the annotation of a GenBank genome assembly